CGCGAACACGAGGGGGUUUAAAAUAAAAAUGUAUAUGAUAAUAAUUUUGUUUUUCUUUUCCCUUUUCUUUUCCCUUUUCUUUUCUCUUUUCUUUUCUCUUUUUUUAAGUUUCUUUUUUCGAAAUGGUUCGAUGGGGUCUGCAUACAUAAACUCUCUCCCCCUAGUGCAGAGUCAUAUGUAUGGUUAAAUGUAGUGUGCCAAAUUCUAUAGGACAAAAGAAAUUAUUAACAUACCCUAUGGCUCCAUACUCGGUAGUCAAUUUACUCCAAUAAAAUACACUAUAUCAUCUUGUGCUUUCUAAGUUAAUUAAUUAAUUUCCCGUCUUAUGGUUACGUAUCGACAAGGCCUUUACUCGGAAUUAUAACCAUCUCCUAUCCUUCUCGCUAUUCCGUCCGCCAAAUUCCUGCGAAGAAACACCGAGAAAAGGACAUCAUAAAUAAUGUAGAAUGCAACAAUGUACUUGCGGAGUACUACUAGUAUGCAAAUGCACGUACGGGAUUUGAACGACAGCCCCUGAUUCACCCUUCAACUCCACCGACAAAUCCCGUUGUCGCAGGCACGCCUAAAAUGGAGAACCACUGUGGGAAAUUUUUUAGACCAAUACAUAGUAAUGGUGGGCACGACCAUUGUUGAACUAAAAGUUGAUCUAAACCCAUUUUCAAAAGGCUACAGGGUUUGGAUCGGUGCCAAGUGGGGAAGCCCGAGGCAGCUGCUUAUCAUUCUUUGGGUGGAAGUCACAGCCGCGAUCGCCGGGUGAGA
Aspergillus pseudotamarii is the source of this 759-nucleotide messenger RNA. RefSeq lists its product as uncharacterized. The transcript has a single exon. Bases 29 to 187 code for a protein of 52 amino acids. The record is from RefSeq and is a predicted model, not a curated record. NCBI's taxonomy places the organism in Eukaryota, Fungi, Ascomycota, Eurotiomycetes, Eurotiales, Aspergillaceae.